Molecule: messenger RNA, 4371 nt
Organism: Eriocheir sinensis (Chinese mitten crab)
Lineage: Eukaryota; Metazoa; Arthropoda; Malacostraca; Decapoda; Varunidae
Gene: mTerf5
Product: transcription termination factor 5, mitochondrial-like
Exons: 10
Coding region: 248-1930 (560 amino acids)
Biological process (GO): termination of mitochondrial transcription; regulation of DNA-templated transcription
Cellular component (GO): mitochondrial matrix
Molecular function (GO): double-stranded DNA binding
Source: RefSeq, a predicted model, not a curated record
GGGGCUGCUCGGUAAUUUUCCUCUUUUAUUCUUUUCCCGUCCCUCGUAGCUACUCAGGAAAGGUGUUACGUCACCCUUCCAACCUUAAGACGACGAUAGGUGAAGCAAAGCAGAUGUUGUAUGCUGCAUUGCUUCAUUGCAGACUUUGGUUCAGAGAACUUCUCUGUGCCUCACCAUGAAGGUACUCUUCCUAUCUUGAACUACUUAGACAAGACCAAUUGUGGAUCAACCCUUGGCAGGAUCAAUAAUGAAACGUUUGAAAUCUGCCUUAGGGCUAGAGGCCACCAUCAUGCGCCAUCCUGUUAAACUUCAAAAUAUCAGGAUUGUACCUUGGAAGAGGACCCGUCCCAUGUGUCUUGGGCCUCAGAAUGCACACCGCUUCUCCUGCACGCAGACAGAGGUAUUCAACAGCUUCCACAAUACAGCCUGUUCAGCAGAGACAGCGAGGUAUAAUCAUCUGAAGGCAGGCACUGAAGAACCAUCAACAGCUGGGGCAGUAAUGGGCUCCACUGUAGCCAACAACAUUAUUCAGCCGAAAAAUCAUGCUGAGAUGAUCAAAGAAUACUUUGACAUAUCCAGGAGCACAGCCUACAGGAUCAUUGAGAAAGAUGAUCGCCUUAAAAGCUGUGAUGUUCAUAUUUUGGCAAGAAAUUUGAACACCCUUCAGGAAAACAAUGUUGAUACAGCAGAGGUACGAAACCACAUGGCACUACUCUGUCGCUGUCCACUUACUAUGGAACAUGACAUUGCUGUUAUGAAAGAGGUGGGGCUAAAGAAUCUUACAGCUGAACACUUUGCAGGAUCCAAAAAAUUCUUUAAAAGAAGUGUGGCAUUGUUCAAGAGAUGGGGAAUGUUACCUGAACACUAUGACCCAGUGGAGGCAUUGGUCCCACUGGGAAUUCCAGAUGAAGUCCUUAACAAUGUGAACUUUUUUAAUGAUAUCAACAACUUGACUUUGGAGCAGUUGCACUGGAAUAUGAGCAGAGUUUACCUGUCGUGGCGUCUGGAUUGCAGCAAUGAAGAAGUUAACAAACUUCAUCAGACAUACAGUCUUACCAAGAAAAGCAUGACACUACAACAGAAAGUGCUAGAUCAACUCAUACAUGAGUGGAAUAUCAGUAUGUCAAAGAUUCACCAAAAUGCAUACUUACUCAAAUGCAGCCCGGUCAAUAUAGCUCUCAUUGACAGUAAGGUGAGAAAUAUUGCUGGAAUUGAUGUAAAAGAAUAUGCAUCAUGGACUCCACGCAUCCUUACCAUCCCCUACCACCACCUGCUGCGGGUCAGUCAGAUUCUCUCAACACUACCAAUUUCCGCAGCAGCUGUGAAGGCUCUCCCUCGAAUCUGCACUCUGCACCCGGACACUUUAAGUGAACGCAUCAACCACCUUCGAGAAGAUUCAGAAUUCUCAGCCUUGCAGUCCCACCCUCGCAUGUUACACCUCUUAUUUUACCACAAGAAGAUCAUCUCUCGAUUGGAUCUUCUACAACAGGUGAAGAAAUCUAAUGUAGUUCCAAGCCUAAAUAAGGUGUCAGGACCAAGAAGAGUUUUCAGUAAAUAUAUGAAAGUUGGAGAUCUGAGACAGAACAAGAAGGACGUUAUAACAUAUUUGUCACAAGACUUUGGUGUGACUCCUGCAACCAUUAGAAAAUGUCUACACCUUCAUUGUUGGGGACCGCAGACAACACUAACUAAUGUUCAAAGAAAUCUGUCAGUUCUUAAAGAGGUAGGGUUCACCAUAGACCAACUGAUGGCUGGCCUUGAUGUUGUGCUUUAUCCACCAGACGUAGUACAAGACCAACUGAAUCAGCUACCCCAAAGGCCCCAGGUUCAACCCUUUUCAAGAUUCAAAUCAGAGGUAAAUGUUUUGCAGCACCUCCUAUAUUUUAUUGAGAAGAAUACUACAAAAAGCUCACUUGCUUCUUUGGGUUAGGGAGAGAGGAAAAAAAAGGUAAAAUGGGUCCAUGCUGUGCCUUACUUUCUUUUCCAUUGCUUUUGGGGCAUAAAUAACACUGGGUAACAAAAAAAAAGGUUUUGUAAGUUUUAUAAGUUUUUUCAACUGAUUUAGGACAUAUUUGCACCGCUGAACUCGAAAAUGACACCCAUUUCUCUCGAUCAGUUCAGGUUUUUGUGCUAAGUUGUUAAUAUUUCUUAUCCGAAAUAGGUUUCUAAGAUAAAAAAAAAUCGUUCUCUAACACAAUUCAUUGAUUAAAUGUUACAAAAAUUGAUAAGUGCACAUUGAAUAGUAGACAUUCAUAAAGGUAAGUACAUGAAAUUGGAUGUUAGGUCAUCAUUGUUCAAAAUUCAGAGCAUGAACUUCCGUUUCUUCAAACUCCUAGAAUUCUCAGCGGUAGGGAUGUCUAUCUUCAGAGUCCAACAGUAAUCAGCCAUCAUGACUGCAUCCCAGCAUCCCUGAUACUUGGUCUCCAUCUCUUUCAUGUCCUGAUGGAAUCUCUUCCCCUGCUUGUUGCUCAUUGAUCCCAGAUUCUCAGGAAUCCGAUCCAUAUGUGAGAAUAAGUAAUACAUUUGGAUGCUCAUGUUGCAUCCGAGGUUUCUGAAAGUAGUCAGCAUAUUGGUGACAAGUUCUGUGUAGUUCCUGGCCUUCUUGUUGCCAGUAAAGUUCUUCAUGACAAGUACAAAAGCCUUCCGCACUUCCAGUUCCACUUCGUUCAUUGAGUUUUCAAACUCUGGAUCUCUGAUGAGCUGACGGAGUUGAGGACCGUCAAAGAUGCCAGUUUUCAACUUCUCCAUGGUCAAUUCUGGAAAAGUGUGGCACAAGUAAGUGAAGCAGCCACCAUCCUUGUCCAGAGCUUUGGUGAACUGUUUGAUCAAGCCGAGCUUGAUGUGCAGCGGUGGGAAGAGUAUCCUGUCUGUCCACCAGAGGGUUGUUUAUGACGUUCCUUGCUCUGCAAAGUGUCAGUUCCUCCCGUACAGGCCCCUUCCUGUAAUGCUGAGCUUUGUCCCUACUGUCCCAAAUGCCCAGAAAGCACAGGUACUUGGUGAACCCAGACUGUUGUCCCAACAGAGUACAAAAAAUUCCAGUUCGUAAAAAUUUGGCAAAUGUAAACUCUUCAGAAUUCAUUUAUUUAAAGAAAUAGGAAAGAAUUUUGCCUCACAUAAGUAGAAAAUACCCGUACGUGUAAAAAAAAUGUAAAAAGCAUCAUGUGGUGAUAGAUAAAAAAAAGUUGACUCGAUUGACCAAAACCAAUAAAAAAAUUUAAUUCAGCACAUCAAAAUUCUCCUAAAUCAGCUAAAAAAAAUUGGACGAUAAAUUUGUCGUUGGCCAGUGUACUAAUUAUUAAAAUAGCACAGUAUGGGAAAGAAAACAAUUUGAAGACAAAAUAACAUGUUAAAAUUCAGUACAUGAGGCACAUUGUGAUGCAGUGCCAAUUGCAUUGGUGAGUAUUUACCCACAAAUCAAUCCCAUAAAAUUUUUAUGUCACAGAUUGUGCCUUUCAGGAAACUUUCUUUUUGAGUGAGCUUGCUACUAUUUUAUCUGAUCAUGAAAUGUUUUCACUUAACAUGUUCCAAGCUAAGUCUCCUUAUAACAGCAAAUUACCAUAAAAUGUACCCUUUUGUUUGAUAGUACAAAUGAGCAGUAGAUGACUGCACAUCAUUUUUUUAGUUCCCUACCACCUUAUUCAAAAUGGUAAAAAAAUAUGUUUUUACAUCUUGAAAUUGCCUGAUACUCAUGACAGUUGCAAAGAUGAGAAUUUUAUAUAACAUGUUUGUAUGAGGCAGACAACCUGCAUAUAGUUAUGAAACUUUAAAAGUAUGAAUCUAAGUUUAUGUAAAUCUAUUUACAUUAUGAAGAUCAACUGUUUAUUGACAUAUUGCUAUGGAUACAUAAUAGUUUUGGGCAUUAAAUAUAGUUUGUCUGUAAAUAUUUCAGGAAAGGGUUUGGUUUACAAUUUUCAAGCCAAAUAUCUUUUGGUUUUCCACAGUCAUUUCUGCUGCUUGGGAAUUUCACUGAGAUCCACUUUCUUCACUUCCUUUGUUCAUUUCCAACUCUCGUGUUCAUAUAUCUCCUUAACACACUUGUUCUGUAACAGCCCUUUUCUCACUCUGAUCUAACUUCUCUUACAGUUUUCUUUUUCUUUCAAUUCUUUGUUAUCAAGCUUAAGCUGUUUUCAAUGCAAAAAUUUCCUUACUAUCUGCCUCUUUGACUUCAUCGAAGUACUCCCUUGCAGAACAUGUAGUACACUUUUUAAACCCUCACUGCAUUCAUAUUUUUAAUCCUUCAACAUGUGCCACUCCUUAGGCUGUGCCCAAAAUUCAUCUCUGGGACAUCAAAACCUUUGAAACCUUUUCCAUGUUCAGUUGUGUGUGUGUGUGUGUGUGUGUGUGUGUGUGUGUGUGUGUGUGUGUGUGUGU